AUGUGCUACCACAACCUGAUGCUUACAGUCGACCUCCCUUUGGCUCCAUACAUUCCCGAGCCUUUGCAUCAUCCGUAUCCCACCACAGUGCUGACCGAUCACAAAGUCAAGCUGGCAGCAGACGAGACAAAAAGCCUGGAGGAGGGAGAGGCCAAUGUGGAGCAGGCCAACGGAGUACCUGACAGCCCAGCAGGCAGGGAGUCCCCUGGGACACGCAGCAAGCUGGUGCGUGUUGAACUGGAGUGGGACAUCCCCAUGUCUGUGACGCUGCCCAUACAGGUGCAGCCUGACCCAGCACACCAGCCGUUCCCCUUCCUGGACACCACACUGGCCGACCUGGGCAUCCAAGAGUCAGAGGUGAAGGAAAGGGUGGUGUGGGUGGACACCAAGAAGACCCAGGUUAAGAACAAAGCAGGGAAGCUGAAGGAGAAAGAGAUCACCAUCCUUGAGGUGAGAGUGAAAGCUCAGAAGCCUGGAGACAAACAGCUCCAGGAGGUCCUGUACAGCACUGAGGCCCACACUGACCGCUCCUUCUGUCGCACAGGAAUGAACAUCCUGCCAUGGAAACACAGAUAUACAGGAGAGGAUGGGCUGACACCAGUGAAGAUGACUAUGGCGUUGGACAUGGAAAACCAGCAGCCUGACUUUACUGAGGCCCAGGGACAACGGGAGAUCUGAAGAGCAACAAAGAGUCAGCUAUCAUCCAAAACAGAGUGCAGUUUAAUGUGAAUCAACAAGCUAGCCAUUUAGGCUAACAUACAUGUUCAACUAGUCCACAGCAAAGCACUUUUUUUUUAACUCCAUUUUGAUUCCAAGAUGCAGGUUUGCAUUUAUUUAGAGGAUUCAAAGUGUCGUCAGUCUGCCUUUCUACACAGAGGCAAGGUUGAAUGGCUUGACAUUAACUGCAUGGCGAAACUUGCCAGCGUUGAAGCAUCUUGUUAAAUUUUUGUAGCAUUUGUAAAAAAUCUCUUGCACUUGUCAAAUAUGUGUAGUAGGAUACUCUGAAUAGAUUUUAACAGGCUGACCAGACAUAGCACCAAUAAAUGGACUGGGUACUGCUGCAUACAGACACAGACUGAGCUGCUAUAAGCAUUAACAAUAUAUCGACGGUGAUGCAAGUGCUGUUCUUUUUAUAACAACUGAGUGUGACCUAUUAGCUCAGUGUGUCCAUUUAGUCAGUGAUCUCUGGGGGCUCUCACUGUUGAAUUUCUGCCACAGCUCACACAACACACUGCUGCACUGCUGGGCCAUGAGAGAGCCCUUUGUACGCAGCUGAUAAAUCUCUGAGAGGCAAUGCAGAAAUUUAAAUCAAAAGUUUAAAGUCCAUCGGCUAACGCUGGGAGGUUGGAACAAAAUAAUUACAUUGUAGAUCAAUGGAGAUUAAAUUCAUUGCUUCACACUCUGAUAGCAAAGCCAGAAGUCAGUCCAAACAGUGGCAGAACAGGGACAGUAGCAAUUAACAGUAGCACUUAACAGGAAUAACAGGAAAACAAAAUACAAUGGUAACAACACAGGAUGGUAAACCGUAAGUCUUAAAAUAAUAAAACUUCAACAAAGCAAAGCAUGCAAAUAAAUUAAAAGUUAAUGCUCAGAGGCAUAACUGUUGAAUGCAAUAAUAAUUAGUAGAAUGGUUGAAGUGCUGUAGAUCAAUUAGAUCAAUUUGGGUCGUCACAAAUAACUGUCCCAUUUUCCACCUACAGUAUAAAAAUUCAUUGUUUUGGCUGGCUUUCACACAAGAGUGGAAGGAUGUGUGCGGGCUACGAGGCAGAGAUGGCUGCACUAAGUUUGGCCUGCUGCUCUCUGGGAAGUGGUGUCACAGCUGCUUGGAAGUCUGCAGAGUGUUGCUGGGCAAAUUCUUUGAUCAGCAUGACCAAAGUGUUCUGGGUUUCUGUGGAGGAGAGACAAAGUAAGACUUUUGGGAUGACAGAAAUACACUGAAGGCAGAUUAGUAAAACAGCAGUAUCACAGCAGAACGCUGCAGUGACAGACUGGGGAUGUUCAGUGAGGGGAAACAUUAAACCCAGUGAGGGGAAAAGAGUGUGUUAGCUUUGUUUUUCAGUAACUUUAGAUGCACAAAUAGCUUAAACACUAAGCAUCUAGCAUUCUGUUCAGUUUAAGUUGGUGCCUCUUUCAGUGCAAUCUAAGAAAACAAGCCACUGAAAAUGCUGCCUGUUACCAAAGAAAUCUUUACCUAUAUCAACGUUAUUGUUGCCAAGGACAUGACUGGAAGCUGCAACUAUGGGCUUCAUUAGCUUCACAAUCUGAAAGAAGAAAAAAAACAUUAAAAAUGAGUAUGGUAACAAUGUUAAAUAUUGCCGUACACGUCGAUAGACCAAAUUUCACAAUGUCCGAGAUACCACACAUUGUCAGGAUUAUAACUAAAGCAUCUGACGUUUGUUAUAACCGAUUGUUCUGAAUCAAAAUGUUGUCCUCUCUGUCUCUGUUAAAUUGCUGCGUUUGUCUAGAUUCUUUAGGAUUGUGUGAUAUAGAGUUUAAAUAAGCUGUAUGCAUGCAUAUGCUGUAGUGAUACUUUAUAAAACAUAAUAAAAUGUAAUAAAAUCACUGAUAAAUUGG
Messenger RNA from Epinephelus fuscoguttatus (brown-marbled grouper), 2574 nucleotides. RefSeq lists its product as uncharacterized. The transcript has 5 exons. The record is from RefSeq and is a predicted model, not a curated record. The coding region runs from base 1 to 678 and encodes 225 amino acids. NCBI's taxonomy places the organism in Eukaryota, Metazoa, Chordata, Actinopteri, Perciformes, Serranidae.